This is a messenger RNA of Puccinia graminis f. sp. tritici CRL 75-36-700-3, 1295 nucleotides long. RefSeq lists its product as uncharacterized. Lineage: Eukaryota; Fungi; Basidiomycota; Pucciniomycetes; Pucciniales; Pucciniaceae. The record is from RefSeq and is a predicted model, not a curated record. The transcript has 4 exons. The coding region runs from base 232 to 951 and encodes 239 amino acids.
GCGAAUCAAAUCAGUGUCUAACCUGGAAGCAAGGCCCUCUGACUGUGAUCACUCAUAUUUAAGCAGCUCUGGGUGAUGUUCCCUCUAUCCUCAUUCCACUAUCAGCCCAACAAUUUCCUUACACCUUCUUUCAACCCAGUAAUCAAUCAAUUCAAGGCCACUCGCUUCAGUUAAUUUAUCAUAAUCUCCGACAAUCAGUUAAUCCUCUUCAAAUCUUCAAAUUCGAACAACAUGCAGUCCAGCUUACUCGUCACCCUUCUGAUCGCCACCAGCGGUGUUUUCGCCAUGCCUUCCCCGGCUGGACAACACCAGCCCAGUGAUUACGCAGCCUCAAGCUACGACUCCGACUCAUACGCCCCCAAGCAAUCUUACUCAGCACCUGAUUCAUACUCAGCACCAGAGGAGUCUUACUCUGCACCAGAGUCUUACUCAGCACCUCCUCAAUACUCGUCCCACGGUGGCAAGCCAUCCCGCCCCAGCAAACACCACCGACCAGCUUCUUACCACCCCUCAGGUGGCCGAGGACAACAACCCGGAUUUGGUGGCAUGCCUGGUUUCGGUGGAAUGGGCAACGGCUUUGGCAUGAUGCCCGGAUUUGGCGGCUUUGGUCACGGCUUCGGUGGCCUCUUCGGCAUGGUCCCCGGUCUCGGUUUCAAUGCUAACGUUGGAGUCGGUGGAUUAGGAGGCGUGGGCGCAGGAGUUGGAGUUGGCGGUGGACUCGGGGGCUUCGGUGGACUAGGUUUCGGCGCGAACGUUGAUGUUGGAGCCGGUGUCGGUCUCGGAGGUCUCGGAGGUCUCGGAGCAGGCGUUGAUGUCGGUGCCAAUGUGGGUGUCGGAGCAGGCCUCGGAGCCGGUGUUGGCGUUGGCGCAAACGUCGGCGUUGGCGCAGGUGUCGGUGGCCCUCUAGGCAUCGGUGCCGGUGUUGAUGUCGGAGCUGGUGUUGCUAUCUAAACAGACACUAUUUGUAACCCCCUUCUAGCUUAUCUCCUCUUUGUCUGUUUGUUUCUUACUGGACCACUGCAUGAAGCAUAACGAUCAUUACGCAUCCAGUUCUAUUUGAUUAAGCACCUCAGUGCUUGUGAGUUGUGAUGAGGAAUCCUUUGCUCGGACAAUGUUCGAUAGUUAUGGUUGAGCAAUCGUGAGCUGCUCAGUCGAGUAAUAACCAAGCAUCCAUUCCUUGCCCCUCCUCCCUUACAACGAUGGUAAUUGAAGUGCACACCUCCCCAGCCAACUUCCAUGACAAGACAACGCCUGAAGGGCCCCAGACCGCACUUAGCCUGAGGGUAGCCAAGCAA